Messenger RNA from Pyricularia pennisetigena, 2727 nucleotides. RefSeq lists its product as uncharacterized. Gene Ontology annotation, molecular function: serine-type endopeptidase activity; tripeptidyl-peptidase activity. Gene Ontology annotation, cellular component: cytosol; cell wall; membrane. Gene Ontology annotation, biological process: proteolysis. Lineage: Eukaryota; Fungi; Ascomycota; Sordariomycetes; Magnaporthales; Pyriculariaceae. The record is from RefSeq and is a predicted model, not a curated record. The transcript has a single exon. The coding region runs from base 1 to 2727 and encodes 908 amino acids.
AUGAAGGUCACUGGGAUCGUUCUUGCGCUCGGCGCGUUGGCCAGCGCUGGCAGGUCAUUCCGCCGCGACGACGGCGCGGGGGCAGCAUCAAACGACACUCUUGGGUCGAUUGCGCCCAAGAAGUUCAUCGUCGAGGUCGGCCAAGGCUCCAACAAGGAUGAGCUGAUCCGGGACAUUGAGAACAAGCCCGGGUGCCGCGUCACCAAGGUGUUUGACUCUGACGUCUUCCGCGCCAUCUCGGUGGAGUCCGACAGCGUCAACACGGACGAGCUGCAGUCGCUGGCCUCGGUCGCAAAAGUGUGGCACGCCACCCGCGUUCAGCUGCCGCCCGUGAUCGAGGGCAAGAGCUUCUCGGAUGACGCCGCGGCGCCAGAGUACUUCAUCCACGACAUGACCGGCGUCGACAAGGUGCAGGCGCAGGGCAUCCUCGGCAAGGGCGUCAAGGUGGGCGUGGUGGACACGGGAGUCGACUACACGCACCCCAACCUCGGCGGCUGUUUCGGAAAGGGCUGCAAGGUCGAGGGCGGCUACGAUUUCGUCGGCGACAGCUACUGGCCCUUUCCCGGCAACACCAAGAUGCCCGACGACGAUCCUCAAGACGCCCAGGGUCACGGUACCCACGUCGCCGGCAUCAUCGCGGGUAAGAGCGACAAGCUCAAGGGCGUGGCGCCCGACGCGACCAUCUACUCGUACAAGGUCUUUGGCUUUGGCGGCACCGACGAGGAGACCAUCAUCGAGGCGUUCAUCCGGGCCUACGAGGAUGGCAUGGACAUCAUCUCGGCCAGCGUCGGCAGCGACGGCGGCUGGGCCGAGACCGCCUGGGCCGAAGUCUCCAGGCGGAUCGUGAACGAGGGUAUCGUGGUGGUGAUUGCUGCAGGCAACUCGGGCGAGCUGGGGCCUUGGGCCAUGAGCUCGGGUGCCUCCUCGCCGGAUGCUCUGGCGGUCGCCUCGAUAGAUGCCUCGAUGGGGAGGGGACGUCCUUGGGCAGCGACCUUCAACCUGGAUGGACACUCCAACAGGACCAUCCUUGCCUACAGGGCCGACAUAGCCCUGUUUCCUGCCACGGUCGUCGGCGUCCCGAUCGUGCCGCUGACCCUCAACACGAGCGUCCAGAACGAUGCGUGUCAGUCGCUGCCCGAAAACCUCAACCUGACGGACGUGAUCCCCCUGGUCCGCCUCGGUGGCUGCCAGGACUGGGUCAAGGAGGGCAACCUCAACCAGCGCGGCGCCAAGUACGUCCUCAUGUACAUGGAAGACGGCACCAUCGCCAGCUUCUCCGGGCAGGGAUGGGCACAGAGCUCCAAGGCCAUGAUCACCAAGGCGGCGGGCGAGGCCAUCGUCAAGACCGUCAUGGCGGGCGGCAACGUCACGGCCGACUUUUCCAUCGACACCAACACCAACUACGUCGGCAUCUACAACUCGGCCGGCGGCAAGCCGUCGACUUUUACGUCUUGGGGCCCCACGUACGACCUGUCGCUCAAGCCCGACAUCGCAGCGCCCGGGGGUCGCAUCCUGUCGACGUACCGCGGCGGCGGCUUCCGCGAGGUCAGCGGCACCAGCCAGGCCACGCCUUACGUCUCGGGCGUGGCGGCGCUCUACAUCUCCAAGUACGGCGGCCGCAGCGUGCACGGCAAGGGUUUCGCGCGGCAGCUCCAGGCCCGCAUAAUGAACACGGGCAAGACGGUGGAGUUUGGCGACGGCACGGAGAAGGACUUUGGGUUCUGGGCUCCGCCGAUCCAGGUGGGCACCGGCAUGAUCGACGCGGUGGCGGUGCUCAACUACACGACGGACAUGUCGUUUGCCAAGUUCAACCUCAACGACACGCACCACUUUAGCCGCUACCACUCGGUGGAGAUCACCAACAACGGCAAGGAGAGCGUCGAGUACACGUUUGCGGUGCAGGACGCGGCUGGGUUUGAGAGCCAGUUCACCGACGCGUCCGAGGCCAGCUACGCGCCCCGCAUCAAGGACUUUGUCGAGCUGGUGCCCAUCAAGAUCGUGCCCGAGGUCAGCCUGCCGCAGGGCAAGUUCGUGCUGGCGCCCGGGCAGACGCGCAAGGCGCAGUUCAACUUCAAGGCGCCCGAGGGGCAGAACGCCGCGCGCCUGCCCAUCUACAGCGGCAAGGUGCUGAUCACAGGCAGCAACGGCGACAGGCUGUCGGCGCCGUACUUUGGCGUGGCGGCGGACCUGAAGCGCAACAUCCCCGACAUGUGGUACACGCAGAACGGCUUCCCGCAGGUCGUGGCGUCGGCCAACGGCACGCUGAUCAAGGACAAGCCCACCUUUGGCUUCAACCUGUCGCUGGCGGCGCAGGACUUCCCGCACCUGCGAACCGUGCUGCGGUACGGCACACGCGAGCUGCGCUGGGACAUAUUCUCGGUCGACUACACGGAGCGCGACUGGGUCUACCCUCCGGUGCCGGGGCUCAACAAGUUCGUCGGCGCCGCCACGAGCUUCGACUACUCCAACAGCAUCUACCAGAGCAUCUUUGACCCGGCCACCCAGGACGCCAACGACACCUUCCCCUUCCCCGUCCACAACGUCGGCCGCGACGCGCCGUUCCAGGCCCUCUGGCUGGGCAAGCUGGCCAACGGCACCCAGAUCGCGCCGGGCAAGUAUCAGAUGCGGGUUGCGGCCCUGGCGCCGUUUGGAAACCCGCGCGCGGCGGACAACUGGCACGUGUGGAAGGUGCCUGUGUUUGAGGUGCUGGAGAAGAAACUACAGUAG